AUGCUCGUUAGCGGUUCGUACGAUGAAGCAGUCUUUUUAUGGGACGUGCGCUCUGCUAGAAUUAUGCGUUCGCUCCCCGCACACUCAGACCCAGUAGCAGGCGUCGACUUCGUUAGGGACGGCACAUUAAUAGUGUCAUGUGCGGGUGAUGGUCUUAUUCGAAUAUGGGAUUCAGCAACCGGUCAAUGUCUACGGACCUUGGUCCAUGAAGAUAACCCACCAGUUUCGUCCGUCAGGUUCUCUCCUAAUGGCAAGUUCAUUCUUGCCUGGUCUUUGGAUGGUUGCGUUCGAUUGUGGAAUUAUGUUGAAGGCCGUUGUAUAAAGACCUACCAAGGUCAUACAAAUGAGAAGUACAGCAUAACAGGCGCGUUCGGGUCCUAUGGACACCGACGAUCAUCCGGCAGUUUUCAAGAUAGGCCUGGCCUAGCAGGCCAACACUCAAAUAGUGCCAAAGAGUACGCUUAUGCCGCUAGUGGAAGUGAGGAUGGCACAAUUUUAUGCUGGGAUGUCAUCAACAAGAAGAUAUUACAGACGUUGGAAGGCCAUUCCGAUGUUGUCCUGGGAGUUGACGCUUUCACUCCCCCUACUAUGGACCGGAAGAGGCUGAUGGCAAGUUGUGGUUUGGACCAAACGGUCAGGAUAUGGGAAGAACUGGAGGACGAUAGCCAGGAAGAAAUGAAGGAGGGAGACACAAAUCAAACGGAUGAAGGCCCGAGGGAUUUUGAAAUGAUCGAGCAUCUAGAGGAGGACAAACCUGCCGAAGAGAAGGGCACUGACGAGAAGUCUGACGCCGGGGUAGAAAAUGCUGGCGCCCCGAAUAGUGUAGAAGGGGAACAACGCGCAAAUUUGAGGCCGGCUGGCACCGAUAUGGAUAGCGAUGGCGACUUAGUGAUGGGAUAG
Arthroderma uncinatum is the source of this 900-nucleotide messenger RNA. RefSeq lists its product as uncharacterized. Gene Ontology annotation, molecular function: protein binding. The record is from RefSeq and is a predicted model, not a curated record. The transcript has a single exon. NCBI's taxonomy places the organism in Eukaryota, Fungi, Ascomycota, Eurotiomycetes, Onygenales, Arthrodermataceae. Bases 1 to 900 code for a protein of 299 amino acids.